AUAGUGCGCAGUUUCCGGCGAUUUUUAAUUCGUUUUUGUGGUUUUUUAUGUUUUUAUAUAUUUUAUAUUAUUUAAAUUAUGACCUAUUUAUGCUUUCGCGAACAAUAAAUUAGUUUCAUAAAUUGUGAUGCUUUUGUACGGGGACUGUCAACAAAUUAUAUUUUUUUGUUUUUAUGUGAACUUUAUAAACGCCGAGUUUUAAUGUAAUAUCUGCACAGAUAGGACUAAGACUGGAAAAGGUGAUGAACCUUUAACUUUCAUGUUUCCGGUGGAGGGAUCUAAUUCUAAAUUCAUAGCAGGUAUUAGCAGAAAAUUUGCCUUUGUCGAAUGGGAUGGAAAAAGCCCAAAACCUUCCAAAAUUGAAACCAUAGCCGAAGUGGACACAGAUCCUGAUGCGAAGGGGAACAGGCUAAAUGGUGGAAAAGUCGAUCCAUGGGGCAGACUAUGGGCUGGAACAAUGGGUCCUUCUGACGCUAACGGCGACGUUAUACCACAUAAGGGAGCAUUAUACAGCCUAAACAAAGGAGUUGUGACAAAACACAAAUGCAACAUAGGCAUAUCUAAUGGUUUAGCUUGGGAUACAACAAAGAUGAAAAUGUAUUAUUGCGAUACCAUGGAACCCAAGAUUUUUCAGUAUGAUAUUUCUAAAGAUGGCAAAAUAAGCAACGAAAAAGUGAUUUUCGAAUAUGGCAACAAAUUGGAAGGAAAACCUGAUGGAUUAACCAUUGAUAAAAAUGGAGAUCUUUGGUUAACUUCAAUUUUUGGAUCAACAGUUUGCAAAAUCGAUCCAACUAAUGGAAACAUCAAAGAAAAAAUUGUUUUCCCCACUUCACAGCCUACAUCAGUGACUUUCGGUGGUAAAGAUCUUGACGAAAUGUUCGUUACAACAGCACUAAUUCCAGUAGCUGGAAAAAUUCCACCACCUCCUGCCGGUACCACCUACAGGAUCAAAGUGGCAGGAACCACUGGCCUUAAGGGAGAUAGAUACAAACCAUAACUUUAUUUUGUGUAACUUGUUUAAAUUUAAAAUAUAAAUGUUUGUUUUAAAA
This is a messenger RNA of Psylliodes chrysocephalus, 1049 nucleotides long. The record is from the annotation of a GenBank genome assembly. Lineage: Eukaryota; Metazoa; Arthropoda; Insecta; Coleoptera; Chrysomelidae.